Molecule: messenger RNA, 702 nt
Organism: Saccostrea echinata
Lineage: Eukaryota; Metazoa; Mollusca; Bivalvia; Ostreida; Ostreidae
Product: E3 ubiquitin-protein ligase MIB2-like
Exons: 7
Coding region: 1-702 (233 amino acids)
Biological process (GO): protein ubiquitination
Cellular component (GO): cytoplasm
Molecular function (GO): metal ion binding; ubiquitin-protein transferase activity
Source: RefSeq, a predicted model, not a curated record
AUGCCGGGGAAGUUCUCCUAUGGAAGCUGGGAUCCUUUUAUCUACAUCAUGUUUUCUCCAAAAAAGAGUUCACCCGAGCCGAAGGCUCAAAGCAUUGCUGUGCGCCUAUUAAAACACAAGUCUCCUGGGCAAGUUACUAUCUGUGAUAUUAAGUCUUCUGCAGCUAGUGUAACAGAAAGAGAUAUCGAAGAAAUUUUAGAACUUUUACAAAAUGGUGAUAAAACCUAUUCAAACACCUCCGCUGAAUCUGACAACGACGAAAUGUUUGUGGAGCGCUAUUCAGAUAUGCCUUCAAUUGGUACCCGAGUCAAACGUGGACCUGACUGGGAAUGGGGAAACAUAGAUGGCAGGGGUUCAGGAACAGUUGUAGGACAUUCAAGAGUUGGGUGGUUGUUUAUUGAGUGGGACAAUGGAAGAACCUGUAAAUACAGAUACAGCUUUGAUGGAAAGAUUGCAAAAUAUGAUUUAAUAGAAUGUGAUCAUCCAAGAAUUCUUUCACAUCAUCAGCAAAUUGCCACUGGUUGUUUAGUUUCAAGAGGACCAGACUGGAAAUGGGAUAACCAAGAUGGCGGAGAAGAAAACAUUGGAACAGUUUACAGAGUGCAACAAACAACCCCCGUUGUUUACGUAAAAUGGCCACACGGAGUGAAGAGUAAUUAUAGAUUUGGAUAUCAGAAUAAGUUCGACGUCAGAGUGCGGUAA